This is a messenger RNA of Sclerotinia borealis F-4128, 771 nucleotides long. NCBI's taxonomy places the organism in Eukaryota, Fungi, Ascomycota, Leotiomycetes, Helotiales, Sclerotiniaceae. The record is from the annotation of a GenBank genome assembly.
AUGCGAUCAUCACUAUUACCACGAAGCCUUGUGCGCUCUUGCAAAACGAUUUCCACACGACCCGCCAUCGCCCGCCACUCAGCUCUCGUUUGCCAAAUCUGCCAUCAGCAAACGACACCUCUUUGCCAAUAUCCUGUCACCUCUUCCCGUAGAAAUGUAUCAUCAUCUGCGGGUCCCUCAUUAUCUACCUCGCCAGACCAAGUAGCCGCUUCUGCUACCUCACCUCCUAAAACCCACUACGACCUCUUCCCCGUCACUCUCCCUCGCGGCCCUCCACCUUCUGGCCCCUUCCACAUUGACGUUCGCGCGCUGCGCAACGAAUUUCUCCGCCUUCAAGCGACUGCACAUCCAGAUGUACACUCUUCAUCUAACAAAAACCGCGCCGAAGCCACCAGUGCUCUCAUCAACGAAGCAUACAAAACAUUACAAUCGCCUCUCCUACGCGCGCAAUAUUUGUUGGAACUACAGGGUGUAGAUGUACAUGACGAAACGGGGAAAACAGGAGGAGAAGAAGGGGACAAAGAAUUAUUGAUGGAGGUUCUGGAGACUAGGGAGGAGAUUGAGGAGGCGGAGGAAGAAGGGGAUUUGGUUGGGUUGAAGACUAGAAACGAGGAGAGGAUUGCAAAGUGUGAGGGCGUGGUGGGGGAGGCUUUAGAGGCUGGGGAUAUAGAGACGGCGAGGAGGGAGACGGUUAGACUGAGGUAUUGGGUCAAUGUUAGGGAUACUUUGCAUGCGUGGGAAAAAGGGCAACCGGUUGUUAUGGUGCAUUGA